Molecule: messenger RNA, 4263 nt
Organism: Thamnophis elegans (Western terrestrial garter snake)
Lineage: Eukaryota; Metazoa; Chordata; Lepidosauria; Squamata; Natricidae
Gene: IL17RA
Product: interleukin 17 receptor A
Exons: 12
Coding region: 108-2624 (838 amino acids)
Molecular function (GO): interleukin-17 receptor activity
Source: RefSeq, a predicted model, not a curated record
CCUCCCGACUGUCCCGUUUCGAGUUGGGUCCCGGAAGCCGGAGGCGGGCGGAGCCAAGUCAAUGAGGCCGGUGGUCCCGCUUCGGGAGCAGGGCGACGGCGGCGAGGAUGAGGGGAGACGUUUCGUGGUGCUUCGUGCUCGUGGCGGGGCUGCUCCCGGGGCUUUCAGGGCUGAGGCUUCUGCUCAGCGCCCCGCCGCUUUUCAACUGUUCCCAACCGGGUUUACGCUGUCUUGCACGAAACAGUAACUGUGUGGAUGACAACUGGCUCCUUCCUUGGAAAUGGACUCCUUCAGCCCCAAGUUCUGUUGACAUAUUUAUUGAUACAUUUUUUGCUGAAGAUGGGAAAUUGGUCCCUGUGCUGAAGAUAGAGUGGAAAGUGGCUACUGAUGCAAGCAUCAUAUACCUCAAAGGAGCGGAAUUGUCUGUACUACAAUUAAGCAAUAACCGCCAGAUUUGCGCUCAAUUUGACUUUCAAAAUAACUUGACGUUUCAAGUCCGUCCAGACAAUGGAGGCCGGUGGAAUUUCUCUUUCGAUCGUUUUGAGGUACAGCCAGGCCAAAAGUACCAAGUAACUGUCUAUCAUUUGCCCAAAUUAAGUACUCCGGGGGACUACAACAGGAUUUCAAAUCCAUUCACAGUACCAAAUUGCACACAUCCUAUCAUGAAAACAACCGAACCGUGUCUGCGAAUAGGGAGUUUGUGGGAACCCAGAAUUAAUGGAACAAGUCUAGAUGAUCAUUCUGUGUUGGUGAGCUUUGACCCCGCAGAGAUACCAGCCAUCUAUAUUAUCCAUGUAAUCAGUGUUCAGGAAGAUGGAAAGGAGUGCAAGAAGGCCAAGGAAAGCAUUUCAAAGGAGGGUCUGCAGCAACGCCUUAAUGUAACAGUCAAGCUGGAAAGGAACCUGAAGAUUUGUUGCAAAUACAAAGUGCAGAUCCAACCAUUCUUUCCUGCCUGUGGUACAGACUGUAUGAGGCAACUAUUUUUAAUCCCGUGUUCUUCUGAUGAUGCCUUAAUUCUUCCUGAUCAAUCCGGAGUGAAUGAUACAUUUUCAGUGGGGCUACCUUGGAUCCACACUAUCAUCUGCAUUUUGUUAAUUGGUUCAGCUAUUGGUUCCGCAAUCUGCAUUACUCGAAGACAAAAAGAAUUAAAUUCUGCAGCAAAAAACGGUGAUUAUGAACUCCAGGAUGUCACCCCUAUGUUGCAACCGCCUCCACCCCUCAAGCCACGUACAGUUUGGAUUGUGUAUUCUGCUGAUCACAAGCUCUAUGUAGACAUUGUGUUGAAGUUUGCUCAGUUCAUGAUCACCGUGUGUGGUACGGAGGUCAUCCUAGACCUGCUAGAUGAACACCAGAUAUCCGAGAUGGGAGCCGUGUGCUGGCUUACUCGGCAGAAACAGAAAAUGGAAGCGCUUUCUUCAAAGAUCAUCGUCUUGUGUUCCCGGGGUACUCGAGCCAAGUGGCAGGCUAUGCUUGGGCACAGGGAACCCAAUGUACACCUGAAGCAAGAUAAUAUGCUGCCAACAGGGGAUCUGUUCACUCCAGCACUGAAUCUGAUUUUACCAGACUUCAAGCAGCCUUCUUGCUUUGGACUGUAUUUAAUCUGCUACUUUGAGGGCAUAAGCCAUGAGAGUGACAUUCCAGACCCAUUCCACGUCACCUCCAAAUAUCAGCUGAUGGAUAAGUUUGAGGAAAUUUACUUCCUAAUCCAGGAUCUUGAAAAAUUUGAGCCGGGGCGAAUGCAUCAGAUUCCGGCCAUCUCACCUGAAAAAUACACUGAAAGCCCCUGUGGCAAACAGCUGAAGGAGGCCUUGCAGAAAUUCCAGACAUGGCAGGAUGAGCAUCCAGAUUGGUUCAAAAGCGAAUGUCUCUGUGAUGAGGAUGAAGAUGAUCUACAACCUCUGAUUGAGGAAUUCACUGAAGAAUUAAUAUUCCCCGGAAAAGGGAUUCUUAAGAAGCAACUGCUUCCAAAGGAACCUGACCCCAAUAGCUGUUGCUUAGUCAAUCCUCUGGUUAAUGAAGAUGACUUGGGAGCAUAUAAACUGACACCUCAGCAUCUGUCACGAGAAGAUCUAUCAUUCCAGACUCUGGUCACUCCUGCUGAGACACCUUCUGUUCAGGUGGUCAGGCCAGCUGCCCUCGCAGAAGAAAAUGAGAUACUCAGUCAUAAAGUGUUGACCAAUGAGGAUUGGCUAGAAAGUGUGCCUGUGAUAGAAGGUAGCGUCCCAAGAAGAAAUAAUGUCAUUCUUCAAGAGGAUUUAUCCUCAGAUCCCCAGGCCUUGCCAGAUGAGGUGAGGCAACAACUGGAGGGAUUGAUGUAUUCCCUCUAUCAACAAAGUGUCAUCGCCUCUGAUAUGCCCCUUUGCCAAGAAGAUGUUCAUGAGCAGCAACAGCAGUUGUUUGAUGAGGCUUCCAAAGUUCAGAGACAGUCGGUACAGUCAGACCAGGGUUAUAUCUCCAGAUGUUCUUCUUUGCCUUCUGACAGCCCCGUUGAACCGGAGGAAGAAGAGAACCAAGAACAGGAAGGAUGUUGGUCUGCUGGGCAUCUCACUGCAGAUGUCUUAAGUAGUCUCAAAAGUCUUCAGCAGCAGUUGCUUUUCCAGGAUAUCCAGAAAAACUCUAGCUAAGGUCCCUUGGGAGAAGGAAGGGAGAAUUGCUUCUCUUUUUCAAACAGCGAGACAACCCAUGACUGAUGAGGUCAUUCUUCAGUAUGUAAUAUAGACCCGCAUUGUUUCCCCUCCCCUUGUGACCUUUGAGAGCCCUGGUGAAGCACCUCCCUCCUCUUCCUCAGCUGAUUCACGAACUGCCUGUAACUUUACUAGAGGGAAGGAGAACAAAGAGAGGAAGGGGGCUCAACUAUCACUGGCACUUGCCCUUUCUGUUUCCAAAUAUAAUACAGGCUUGCACCUUUCCCUUCCGUUCACAAUCCUCAGAAGAACCCCUCCUCCUGCCCUCAGCUGACAUGUGGAACUGCCAGUCACUUUGUUGUGAAGAGGGAGAACUAUGGGAGCCAUGGACUACAAGGAAAACUGCAUCCUCCUCCUCAUUCUGGCAUGUCCCCAAAGGAUCCCUCUCCAGAGAGGAAGAAGGCUCAUCUCAACGAACCCUAUCUCUCACCAGCAGGCAUCCAAGUUACUCCCUCAUUCUUCCCUUACUAGCCACUAUCAUUAAGAGUUUUAAAAUGUUGACCAUGAUUUCAAAGCUGCCAGUGGUCACUUGUCUGUCAGGUCUUGCUACCAGCCAAUUGGGCAUAGGGGCUAGAGGAAGACUGGAAAUAGGGUAGGUAUGUGCCCUUCCCAUCUUUCCUUCUGCUAUGCAACCUAUAGUUUCCUGGAAAGUAUAGUCAGGAAAGUAUGGCAUUAAAACAUUGUCAAAUUUCAAUCCUACGGGAGUCAUGGCUCCCAGAUUUUGGAUGCACUCUGUAAAUUGGUCCAUUUAAAGUACGUUGAUUAACACUUGUUGCUCUAUGAUGCACCAUUUUACCCAAUUGAAAGCUGCCAAUUAUCAAACAGACGCAAGAGUUUUAGUAGUACUGUAUAUAAGUUUAAUGGCUGUUUGUUGGAUUGUGCAGCAUUCAACCUAAGCUAAAUAGCAGUGUGCUAUGGUGAUACAAACUGCCUCUUAAGAAUACAGGCAUAGCCAAAGAAGAUCAGGAGAAUUCGCCAAAUAUUCUGAAAGCUGCUCUGAAAGUAAGAAGUAUUAAAACAGAAAAAAAACAACUGUAGGUGACAUGAAAAAAAUGUCUAGUCCAGCACCAUUUUCUCCACUGUGGCUGAUAGCAGAAUAUCUGUGAAUUUAGUAGUUGUAAGGCAAAUCAGCAAGAAUUGCCAGUCUCUUUUUAUACAAGUAUUCACUUUUGUAGCUGUGGUCACAAUUUGUAGCAAUGAAUUUUGUCAGCCAGUUUUGCCUUAUACAGAGAAGUGUUUUCUGUCACCUCUGUUAUUUAAUUUUAUAGUAUUAUCUGCAUUUCUCUUUAUUACCAGCAAGGAAGAAAAGCUCUACUUACCUUAUGGCCUUGCCCCCUUCUCUCUUUUGUAUCCGAUGUCACUUUGCUUUUUUUCCUGAACUAUAGUAUCCGAAACACUUCGUCAGAAUUGGUAACUGAUCAGUUGGACAGCUUAUUUAUGCAAUUUCCUAUGCUAGGAUGCCUAUGUUGAGCUAAUAUGGCUAGAGUUGUUAACUGAAUUCAAGUCUAUUCAACUAUAGACUGAUAUCGGUUGCUUGAUUUUCAGGUCUUUUUAUAAAAUAAAUUCCCCCUUUUAUGAA